Dendrobium catenatum is the source of this 828-nucleotide messenger RNA. RefSeq lists its product as uncharacterized. The transcript is spliced from 3 exons. NCBI's taxonomy places the organism in Eukaryota, Viridiplantae, Streptophyta, Magnoliopsida, Asparagales, Orchidaceae. The record is from RefSeq and is a predicted model, not a curated record. Bases 106 to 627 code for a protein of 173 amino acids.
AUAAAUAGAGCUCACCGCUUCCUUCCCUUCGAGUCUCAUCGGUUUCAACUCUAGUCUUCAGACCAGAGAAAUUGCACCCGAAAUCGGAAGCUCUUCGCGGGAUCCAUGGCGUCCAAGCUCGUCAUCGCCAUCGUUUUCAUCUUCGACAUCAUCGCCUUCGGCCUCGCCGUCGCCGCCGAGCAACGACGGAGCAAGGCCCAGGUGGUUCCCGAUUCUGAGAAGAAUUACACCUACUGCGUAUACGAUUCAGACAUUGCCACUGGGUUCGGUGUCGGUGCUCUUCUCUUCCUUCUCGCGAGCCAGAUCCUCGUCAUGGCAGCCAGCAAGUGCUUCUGCUGCGGCCCCGCACUUCGCCCUAGCGGAUCAAGAUCCUGUGCCCUGAUCCUCUUCCUCAUCUCCUGGGUGGCGUUUUUGAUCGCGGAGUCUUGUCUUCUGGCGGGAUCCGUGCAGAACGCGUAUCACACGAGAUACCGUGGCAUCUUUAGCGAGGAUCCGCCGUCGUGCCAGACGCUUAGGAAGGGGGUUUUCGGCGCCGGCGCUGCAUUCGUCUUAUUCACCGGUAUUCUGACGGAGUUCUACUACAUCUCUUAUGCCAAGUCCAAAGACGCCGGUCUGCCGCCUUACUGAGCGGCUGCCGGUGGCCGGCUUUGUUGUCGGCUGUUUUUUAUGGUUGUGAAUUUGGAUCGAUUUGUGGGUUCUCUGUAGAAAUUAAUUGAUUUGGUUCAAUACUGUUUUGAGUUGGUGAAUUGUUUGUUUGGACGUAUAUGUUGUCGCUUUGUGAAAUCAAGAGAUUAUGAGAGACUUCCUGCAUAAAUUCUCUUAGGCAUU